Molecule: messenger RNA, 5337 nt
Organism: Perca fluviatilis (European perch)
Lineage: Eukaryota; Metazoa; Chordata; Actinopteri; Perciformes; Percidae
Product: regulator of nonsense transcripts 1-like
Exons: 24
Coding region: 186-3527 (1113 amino acids)
Biological process (GO): nuclear-transcribed mRNA catabolic process, nonsense-mediated decay
Cellular component (GO): cytoplasm
Molecular function (GO): DNA binding; hydrolase activity; ATP binding
Source: RefSeq, a predicted model, not a curated record
GGAAACGUAACUUGCGGGGGAGAAGACAAACGGAAUGCAGCCGUAGUCGAGGCUGUCUCUCACCACCAGUGUUUGUAAUUUUUUCAUCUGUGCUGUGUCUCAGUUAUUUAGUUUCUUCUGGAAUAGCAACAGUUUGUGGAUUUUUCGUCGGGGCGGGUAAAUACCGUUAAUAAGAAGGCAACAACAUGAGUGUCGAGGCGUACGGGCCGAGCUCGCAGACUCUAACGUUCCUCGACACCGAGGAAGCCGAGCUACUGGGAGCGGACACCCAGGGCUCCGAGUACGACUUCACCGAUUUUACCCUGCCGAGCCAGACCCAGACUCAAGGCCAAACCCAGAGUCAGCUGGAUAACCAGGUUAAUGGCCCUGACGGCAUGCUACAGAAUGGAGAGGACUCUGUGGUAAAAGCCAGUCAGCUGCUGGCAGAGUUGAACUUUGAGGAGGAUGAGGAGGACACCUACUACACCAAGGAUCUCCCUGUACAUGCAUGCAGUUACUGUGGCAUUCAUGAUCCCGCCUGUGUGGUCUACUGCAACACCAGCAAGAAGUGGUUUUGUAAUGGCCGUGGAAACACAUCCGGCAGCCACAUUGUAAACCACCUGGUGAGAGCAAAGUCCAAGGAGGUGACCCUGCAUAAAGAUGGCCCUCUGGGGGAAACGGUACUGGAGUGCUACAACUGUGGCUGUCGCAAUGUCUUCCUUCUGGGCUUCAUCCCUGCCAAAGCUGACUCGGUAGUGGUGUUACUAUGCAGGCAGCCAUGUGCCAGCCAGAGCAGCCUGAAGGACAUCAACUGGGACAGCUCCCAGUGGCAGCCCCUCAUCCAGGACCGCUGCUUCCUGUCCUGGCUGGUGAAAAUCCCUUCAGAGCAGGAGCAGCUCAGGGCUCGUCAGAUCACCGCCCAGCAGAUCAACAAGCUGGAGGAACUCUGGAAGGAAAAUCCCACUGCGACCCUGGAGGACCUGGAGAAGCCUGGUGUGGAUGAGGAGCCCCAGCAUGUGCUGCUCCGCUAUGAGGAUGCCUACCAGUACCAGAACAUCUUUGGUCCUCUCGUCAAGCUGGAGGCUGACUACGAUAAGAAACUCAAAGAGUCUCAGACACAAGACAACAUUACUGUCAGAUGGGACUUGGGCCUGAAUAAAAAGAGGAUUGCUUAUUUCACUCUUCCCAAGACAGACUCUGAUAUGCGACUGAUGCAGGGAGAUGAAAUUUGCCUGAGGUACAAAGGAGACCUGGCCCCUCCAUGGAAAGGCAUUGGACAUGUCAUCAAAGUCCCUGAUAACUAUGGAGAUGAGAUUGCCAUAGAGCUAAGGAGCAGUGCCGGGGCUCCAGUGGAGAUCCCCCACAACUUUCAAGUCGACUUUGUGUGGAAGUCCACUUCCUUUGACAGGAUGCAGAGUUCCCUGAAGACGUUUGCCGUGGAUGAGACUUCAGUGUCGGGUUACAUCUACCACAAACUGCUGGGACAUGAAGUAGAGGAUGUGGUCAUCAAGUGCCAGCUGCCCAAACGCUUCACCGCUCAAGGCCUGCCUGAUCUUAACCACUCACAGGUGUAUGCUGUGAAGACAGUGCUGCAGCGUCCUCUCAGUCUGAUCCAGGGUCCUCCUGGCACAGGGAAGACGGUAACCUCUGCCACCAUCGUCUACCACCUGGCCAGACAGGGCAACGGGCCGGUGCUGGUGUGUGCUCCCAGUAACAUUGCCGUCGACCAGCUGACAGAGAAGAUCCACCAGACAGGCCUCAAGGUGGUGAGGCUGUGUGCCAAGAGCAGGGAGGCUAUCGACUCGCCUGUGUCCUUCCUGGCUCUGCACAACCAGACCCGUAACAUGGACAGUAUGCCAGAACUUCAGAAGCUCCAGCAGCUGAAGGACGAGACUGGAGAGCUGUCUUCCUCAGACGAGAAGCGCUACAGAGCUCUGAGACGCACCGCUGAGAGGGAGCUGCUUAUGAAUGCCGAUGUGAUCUGCUCUACCUGUGUUGGGGCGGGGGAUCCUCGUCUGGCCAAGAUGCAGUUCCGCUCAAUCCUGAUUGAUGAGAGCACCCAGGCCACCGAACCAGAGUGCAUGGUGCCUGUCGUCCUGGGGGCCAAACAGUUGAUUCUGGUGGGUGACCACUGCCAGCUAGGCCCUGUGGUGAUGUGUAAGAAGGCAGCUAAAGCAGGUUUGUCACAGUCUCUGUUUGAGCGUCUUGUCGUUUUGGGGAUCCGGCCAAUUCGCCUGCAGGUUCAGUAUCGCAUGCACCCGGCCCUCAGCGCCUUCCCCUCCAACAUCUUCUAUGAGGGCUCUCUGCAGAAUGGAGUCACUGCCGCGGACCGUGUGAAGAAAGGCUUUGACUUCCAGUGGCCACAGCCCGACAAGCCCAUGUUCUUUUAUGUCACCCAAGGCCAAGAGGAAAUUGCCAGCUCUGGAACCUCCUAUCUCAACAGGACUGAGGCAGCCAAUGUGGAGAAAAUAACCACAAGGUUGCUGAAGGCUGGAGCAAAACCCGAUCAGAUUGGAAUCAUUACGCCCUACGAGGGACAGAGGUCCUACCUGGUCCAGUACAUGCAGUUCAGUGGCUCCCUCCAUACCAAACUCUACCAGGAGGUGGAAAUAGCCAGUGUGGAUGCCUUUCAAGGCAGAGAGAAGGACUUCAUCAUCCUGUCCUGUGUGAGGGCCAAUGAGCACCAGGGCAUCGGCUUCCUCAAUGAUCCCAGACGUCUCAAUGUGGCACUCACUAGGGCCAGGUAUGGUGUGAUUAUUGUGGGAAACCCCAAGGCCCUGUCCAAGCAGCCUCUGUGGAACCACCUGUUGAAUUACUACAAGGAGCAGAAGGUCCUGGUUGAAGGCCCCCUUAACAACCUAAGGGAGAGCCUCAUGCAAUUCAGCAAGCCCCGCAAGCUUGUCAACACCAUCAACCCUGGUGGUCGAUUCAUGAGCACAGCCAUGUAUGAUGCCAGGGAGGCCCUCAUUCCUGGAUCUGUUUAUGACCGCAGCAGCAACGGACGUUCGUCCAAUAUGUAUUUCCAGACCCAUGACCAGAUUGGUAUGAUCGGAACAGGCUCCAAUCCAAUGACUUCCCUGAACAUCCCCAUCCCCUUCAACCUUGUGAUGCCCCCCAUACCUCCACCUGGGUACAUGGGACAGGUCAAUGGACCCUCAGCGGGCCGUGGUGGGGGUAUGAAAGGCAAGGCAGGCAGCGGAGCAGGCGGCGGGAUGCGAGGAGGGCGUCAAAGAAACCGCGGCAACUUGGGGAACCACAGCGGCGGACACGGAGGAGCAGACCGACACGGAGGCCACAUGAGUGGCAGCCAGGCCAGCCAGGACCUGGGCUCCCAGCCCUUCUCCCAGGGGCCUCUGACGCAGGGCUACAUGAACAUGAGCCAGCCGUCUCAAAUGAGCCAGCCUGGGCUCUCCCAGCCUGAACUCUCCCAGGACAGUUACCUAGGAGAUGAGUUCAAGUCCCAGAUUGAUGUGGCUUUGUCCCAGGACUCCACCUACCAGGGGGAACGGGCCUACCAACACGGUGUGACUGGACUGUCCCAGUACUAGACUGUUGCUGGGAAGGAGCAAGGCCUGUGUGAAGCAAAGUUCAAUGGUAUUUUAAUCUGGGUAAUAACAAAAAAGAACAAACAUGGAUACCCGUUUUCCACUGCUACAACUGAAGCACCACUGUGUGAAAGUAACAGGAGAGAGACCGUGAGAAACCAACCAAUCACAAGAGUGAGAGCAACAAUGGGUGUAGAGCUGGACAGGAAGAGAGCAAGGGACGAGCCUGGUGGAGGAGAGAAGGUGCUGCUGCUCACACGCGAGGACAUGGCGAAAGAAGAUAGCAGUCGUUGUCGAGGCGGGCGCAGUCGGAGAGGCGAGACCUUCGACGGGUCAAAGAGGGUGGAAGGUCCGAACGAUUCUGGAAGGGGUGGGGGGACUGUGUCAUCUUGUCCCUCGUGUGCCCCUGAACCCUCGGGGAACUCCAGGCGGAAUGGUUGGGAAUCUUGCUCCAAAAGCUGAGAAAGAUGGAGAAAAGGUGUCUCACACAAAUGUCCUCCAAGCUAACUCAACAGGACAUCUUCUGUGACUUGGAGAGAGAGAGAGAGAGAGAGAGAGAGAGAGAGAGAGAGAGAGACACAAAAACAAAGGGGGACACAACUCUUGAAGCAGUUGAUAUGGCAACUUUUUUUUUUAACUCAAAGCUUGAUUUGGGGCUCUGCAUUUGAUCACAUCUAAGCAUCCAGGAGAGAAAAGUUUGACAACACUGUUUGGCUAACCAAGUGAACUCAACAGUGCUUGUGGUGUUGUGCCUCAAAGAGUUCAAAUGAAACGUGUGGAUUACUUUGCCACAGAUCACUCGCUUUUCUUUCUCAGCUUUGAGUCGGAAAGUUUUCUAAAUACAUGCUGUUUUCAUUGAGGUAUUCAGUGAUGUAAGCUAGUGUAGUUGGCCCGUCUUUCAAAGGCAGGUCUUUCUAGAGGUGGUCUGCAAAGAACAAGUGGUGGAAUUAGCUGUUAAAAAUAGAAACCUAAAAGAAAAACAUCUUUGUCUCCAGAUCUGAGGAGGUGGGCUCCAGAGAUCUGACAAUUUUGUUUUUGUGUGUGAAAAUGUAUCUUUUAGUAGUGCAAAAGAGUGAAAGUGAAAACCAUAACCAGCUUAUAACUGAAUGAAGCGGCGUUCUUUUCUGCUGACCCUGAUGCCACUAAAGCUAGCAGACGGGAAUCGUCUUGAGUGUAUAUAUAGCUAAAUGCAUCAAAUAAGCCAAAUCAAGAGGGCAGUUAUUUCCAAAGACCCUUCUCCAAAAGUAAAAAAAAAACAAAAAACAAUGAGAUUAUUUAUGUACAAUUAAAGCACCUGAUGAUGAUCACACUAAAGUGAAGUAAGAAAUCACUUCUAUAAAAUGAAAUCAUGAGCUUGAGUUUUCAUGCCUAUGGAUAGCCUAACAUGACCACUCCGUACAAAGGAUGAUGCAAGCUUCUGAGGCCCCAGCUUAGAGCAAAUGUCUUGAACAGAUCAAAGAUUUCACCAUGUUGACUGUGGUGAAAGAUAUUUUAGCAUUUCGGAGAACCCAUUGAUAACAAAUCGAAAGGUUACAUGUUGUCGGUGCACUGUGAAAUUUGGCAUAACUUUUUUUUUUUUAAAUUAAGACACGAAGACCCAAGUGUAGUGUUUGUUGUCUUCCCCUUAUUGUUGUUUUUGUCAUUUGUUGUCCUAAAGUCUUUAACUUGUAGAAAAGUCAAAAGUAGUGUAACAUGUAAAGGGCAAAACGGCUAGAUUUAGUGGUUGACCGAAAAAUUUUUUUUAUAAAAUACAACAAUUUAAUAAUAACAUAUGAGACACAAAAUUGCUUAACUUAAAUGAACAUUUAUUUGA